Molecule: messenger RNA, 1083 nt
Organism: Epinephelus fuscoguttatus (brown-marbled grouper)
Lineage: Eukaryota; Metazoa; Chordata; Actinopteri; Perciformes; Serranidae
Product: histone H1-like
Exons: 1
Coding region: 349-1071 (240 amino acids)
Biological process (GO): nucleosome assembly
Cellular component (GO): nucleosome
Molecular function (GO): structural constituent of chromatin; DNA binding
Source: RefSeq, a predicted model, not a curated record
AUCCCCACGUGUCUCUGCUGACCGGAACACCGCUGUUACUCUGGAUAAAAACACUUUGAGACGUUUUUAGAGACGAAAUGUGAAGAAAACUCGCUGCUCGGUGCUCAAAGUGACUGCGCGUCAGAGAGGUUUGAAGCCUCCUGGAGUUCAGCAAACGAGUCCCGGUGUCCAAACAUGAGCUCGGUGUGAAGGGAGGGACGUGUUCUCUCUGAUACGGUAACACCGGGGCUUUCAAACGGUUCUCUUGGGUGAAUUUUAUCCGCAAACUGCGGAAGAGAAAACACAAAGUGGCGCCGCUUUGCAGCGGGGCGGCGGGGCGGCGGGGAGGGUUGACUCUCCACGGUUCUCAUGUGCUUCAUAAAGGCCGCCUCAGUCUCAGAGGCUCCUCAGUCACUCACACACACAGUUAGACAGACAGACAGACAGACAGACAGACAGAUGGCCGAUCAACCUGCAGCAGCUCCCGCGGGGAAACCUGCCUCCAAGCCCCAGAAGAAGAGACGGACCUCCCGCACCAACAGGGACGGACUCUCCCUCCCGAAGCUCAUCAUCACCGUGGUGUCCGAGGCCAAGGACGGGAAGCGGGUGUCUGUGUUCGCCAUCAAGAAGGGCCUGGCGAAGAAAGGCGUCGACGUGUCGAAGCGCAACAAGCAGAUCAACCACUCGCUGCGGAGGCUCGUGCUCAAAGGGUUACUGAAGCAGGUGAAGGGGAAGGGCGCUUCCGGCUCCUUCAAGCUCGUCAAGACCCAGGUCAAAGUUCUCAAACCAAAGAAGAAGAAGAAGAAGAAGACGCCUAGCACCAAGGGGUCACCAACCAAGAAACCAAGAAAGAGGUCGCCAUCAAAGAAAAGGACACCGGUGAAGAAAGUGACCAAGAAGAAGGAGACGAAGCCAAAGAGCCCCAAGAAAACCACGGCUACCAAACCUGCUGCCAGGAGAAGUCCUGCAAAGAAACCUGCUCCCAGGAGAAGUCCUGCAAAGAAACCUGCUCCAAAGAAAACAGCAAAGAAAGGAGGAAAGAAAACUGCAGCAAAGAAAACAGGAGGAAAGAAAUCUGCAGGAAAGAAGUAAAGUGGAUCUUUA